UCAAUUGUUGUGUUCAUCAUUACCUGUGGAAGAGGAUUCGCAUAAAGAUCUCAAAAGACCUACAUUUGUCAAAUUAUUUGUUGCUUCUCCAAUUUCUUCUAAUUGUUCAGUAUAUUCUAAUAGACAAACAACGAAAAUAAAUAAAAUUAAACAACAAUUUUCAAAAAUAAAAUUACAAGGAAAACAACAAUAUAUUUUUGGCUUCAACAACAUUUGGUUGAAAAAAAAGAAUGGCUUGUUCAGCAAUUUUCUUUUUGGAUAUGAAGGGAAAGGUAUUAAUUUCUCGAAAUUAUCGUGGAGAUGUUGACUUGACAAUUAUUGAAAAAUUUAUUCCUUUUCUUGUGGAUAUGGAAGAGGAAGGAAAAUUGACUCCUAUUGUGGAUGUAGCUGAUGCUAUUUUUGUGUUUAUUAAAUAUAAUAAUGUUUAUGUUGUCGCUGUUUCUGACCAUAAUGUUAAUGUUGCUUUAAUGCAAACAUUUCUUUACAAACUUGUUGGAGUUUUUUCUGAAUAUUUUAAAGAUGUUGAGGAAGAAUCUGUUAAAGACAAUUUUGUUAUAAUUUAUGAAUUGCUAGAUGAAAUGAUGGAUUUUGGUUAUCCUCAAGUUACUGAAGGAAGAAUAUUGAGAGAGUAUAUAACACAAGAAGGAUAUAAAUUGGAAAAGAGCCAAAUACGUCCUCCAAUGGCUGUUACUAAUGCGGUAUCGUGGCGUUCUGAGGGUAUUAAACACAGGAAAAAUGAAGUAUUUUUGGAUGUUAUUGAAUCGUUAAAUUUGCUGGCAAAUGCAAAUGGUGUUGUUUUACAAAGUGAAAUAAUUGGUUCAGUUAAAAUGCGUGUAUUUCUAACUGGAAUGCCUGAACUUCGUUUAGGAUUAAAUGAUAAAGUUCAAUUUGAGAAUACUGGAAGAGGUAGAAGCAAAACAGUUGAAUUAGAAGAUAUUAAAUUUCAUCAAUGUGUUCGUCUGUCAAGAUUUGAAAAUGAUCGUACAAUUAGCUUCGUUCCACCAGAUGGAGAAUUUGAGUUGAUGAGUUAUAGGUUGAGCACAGUUGUUAAACCUUUGAUUUGGAUUGAAACUGUAAUUGAACGCUUUUCACAUUCACGUAUUGAAUAUAUGAUUAAGGCAAAAUCCCAAUUUAAACGUCGUUCAACAGCCAAUAAUGUAGAAAUUAUUAUACCAGCACCGCGUGAUGCUAUUAAUGAUGAUAAUGAUGAUGAAACAAGUGGUGAUUAUAGCAGCAAUGAAGAUGAAUAA
Molecule: messenger RNA, 1250 nt
Organism: Meloidogyne enterolobii
Lineage: Eukaryota; Metazoa; Nematoda; Chromadorea; Rhabditida; Meloidogynidae
Source: the annotation of a GenBank genome assembly